AUGAAUUAUUUCAACGCGUCUGAAUAUUUUGUUAAUAACAAUAGACCAAAUGAAUUGACAUCAAAUACAUCAACUAAUACAAAUACAAAUCAAACUACUGAUGAAACUACUGUUCCAACAACUAAUCAAGAUGAAUCUACUUUUCAGACUUCUCAAUUGGGUACAAAUUUACAAUCAAAUACUACACGAGAUCCAAUACAAUUAAAUUCACAACAACAACAACAACAACAACAACAACAAUAUAAUCGAAGAACUAAUCAACUUUUGCAUCAACAACGUCAACAUCAACGUCAAUCUAGUAUUCAUGAUUCUAGUAUUAACACAACCACCGCAGAAAAUGAAGUAGCACAACAGAGUGUAGCAUUACAUUUAGCUCAACAACAUCAACAUCAAUUGCAUAAUCAACAACAACAACAACAACAACAUUCUCAAUUAAGAACGAAUGAAUCAAAUCUCCUACCUCAAUUACGAAGUCAACAAAAUCCACAGUUAACUUCAUCAUCAUCAUCAUUAAAUUUACAUCAAGGUAGUCAAUUACAAUUAAGACCACUAACAAAUCAAUCAAUUGAAUCACAAUCAUCAACAACAGAUAUCAUAAAAAAAGUAAGAGUAAAUAAACCAGGUAAAAAAUUUGGAGCAAAAAGAAGAUCAUGGGUAUGGCAAUUUUUUAUAAAUCCAAAUUCAAAUGAAACAAAUUUUGCAGAAUGUCAAAUUUGUAAAAAAAUGAUUCAAAGAUUACCUUCUGAUAAAGGUUCACCUAAGAAAUUAAGUGAACAUUUAAAAACUCAUAAAAUUACAAAAGAAAGUGUAUUACUGCAACAGCAGCAACAACAACUGCUGCUGCAACAACAACAACAACAACAUCAAGAACAAUCUACUGAUGAAGAUGAAUCAAUUGAACCUACAUUAUCAACCAGUAAAAAAUUACAAAAACAAAAACAUAACCUCGAAGAAGAAGAAGAUAUAGUCUCUAAAGAAGAAUUUAAAAAAUUUGAAAAAUUACCAUAUUCAUCAAUAAAAUUUCAUAAACAUGUUAUGCAAUUUUUAAUGGAAAAUAAAUUACCGAUAAGUAUUAUAAAUUCAAAAAGUUUUAAACAAAUUAUAUUUGAUUUAAAACCAAAUGCUGUUUUAGAUAUUAAUGAAUUAACUCAAUUAUAUGGUUCAUUAUUGGAAGUAAGUAGAUUUGGUAGAAGUAGUAGUAUUACUGGUGGGAGUGGAGAUGUUGAGGGUAUUAGUGGUAGUAUUGGUGGUAGUGGUAUUGGUAGUGGUGGUAAUAUUGGUGGUGAUAGAGGAGAUACUACUAUUACUUAUGAUGAUUCAAGUGGAAGUUUUUCAAGUUCUAAUCAAUCAUCAUCAAAACGAAAAUAA
Molecule: messenger RNA, 1368 nt
Organism: Lodderomyces pseudojiufengensis
Lineage: Eukaryota; Fungi; Ascomycota; Pichiomycetes; Serinales; Debaryomycetaceae
Exons: 1
Coding region: 1-1368 (455 amino acids)
Molecular function (GO): DNA binding
Source: RefSeq, a predicted model, not a curated record